This is a messenger RNA of Tetrahymena thermophila SB210, 195 nucleotides long. RefSeq lists its product as hypothetical. The transcript is spliced from 3 exons. Lineage: Eukaryota; Ciliophora; Oligohymenophorea; Hymenostomatida; Tetrahymenidae. The record is from RefSeq and is a predicted model, not a curated record.
AUGCAUGUGAACAUUGUAGAAUAGGUGGAAAAGUAUCUAUUAUUAUAAAAAGACCUAAAUAACAUUGAAAAUGUUGCACUUUAAAGAGUUUAAUGGAACUAUAUCUCUCUCUCAACCUAUAGACCUAAUUUGAGGAAAGUAUGGGAUAUUACUCGAAAUGAUAUGUAGUUUCAAAAUAUGGUAUUUAAAUAAUGA